AUGGUUGAGAAAAAGUCAAGGCAAGGGUCUCGUGGUACGGUGGAUAGCAUGUGGGUAUCCGGCUGGUCAGUGACGGACACAAUGAGAAAGGGCGUGGUCAACACAGAACAGUACAUGGAUAAUCCGAAAGAGUUGAUGCUCGGCCAGAUUGCAAUUCUCGGAGGUUGCGCAUCGUGGCUUCUGAUGGCGACGUUAUUCCGCAUGCCAGUAUCGACAACUCAUUCGCUCGUUGGUGCUACUAUCGGCUUUUCCGUUGUUCUACGAGGGUUCCAAGGAAUUCGAUGGAUGAAAAUCGUUAACAUAGCAAUUUCUUGGGUUCUAUCGCCUGUUCUAUCUGGAACAGUUUCUGUGAUUCUCUACAUUAUUGUUGAUGUUUCAGUACUCAGAAGGAAGCAACCGUUAGAAUGUGGAAUGUUAGCAUUACCUAUUUUCUAUUUCGUCUGCAUCGCAUUCAAUACGUUUAUGGUGACAUGGGACGGUUCAAAACUGCUCCAUUUUGACAAGAUUCCUACCUGGGGAGCAAUUCUCAUUUCUAUUGGUUGCGGCCUGGCUGCUGCCCUAUAUGUUCAGCUCAUCAUAAAACCAAGAAUCCGAAGAAGAAUUCAGGAAACACCUACAACGCGUAAUGUCGCCUUUGGGCCAGAACUAGAAAUGGGUCAAGCCGCUAAUGCUAAAAAAGAUGUCGGAGAUGAGGAUAGCUACUCAGUCGACAUUAAGCUACGUAUUACCUAUUUUACGUUAGAUGCCAUUGCAACGCAUUUAUCUUUCUCAAAUCUUGAAGAGCGUACACACUACGACUGA
Messenger RNA from Angiostrongylus costaricensis, 801 nucleotides. The record is from the annotation of a GenBank genome assembly. Lineage: Eukaryota; Metazoa; Nematoda; Chromadorea; Rhabditida; Metastrongylidae.